GCGAAGUUGGUAAAUAAGCUUUGACCUCGUGGGGAGAGAGAGAGAGAGAGAGAGAGAGAAACUGGAUUAAGCGCUAGAAGCAGCAGCGACAGGACGAGGGCGACUUGCAGACAACUGGCGGCCCCUGCUGCUCGCGAAGUGCGGCCGAUAGGAAGCGUAAACAGUGUCGGGUCGGUGCUGCGAAAUCAGCGCGUUCGCUUUGAGCCGCCCGCCGAGCUGAGCCCGUCCCGCACACACGGCGCGCACCGCGGCUGCUGUCCAUCAUGGCAGCAGAUAUGACGCUACUCAUGCGAGGCCUGGCCAAGCUGACCCAGGCGGUUGUGGAGUCGCAGACCAGUGCCCUGCGCAGUGGAACUGGGGUACCAGGGGUCGGUGCUGCGGUCCAACAGGUCCAGUCGGCGGCAGAGCAAGGCCUCUCGGCCGCCAUGACGAAGAUGCAGGAGAUGUCGGGUCAGCAGCCCACGCCCCCGUCCGAGGCCGAGUUCGACUUUUCUCAGGACGACAGUGCCUUCGCAGCUUCGGAGCUCAGAGGGGACGGCGCGGACUUCGCGGCGGAUCAGUCGGGGAGCGGCGCUGACGCCGACGCCGGCGCCCGUCACGGCACAGCAGGGGGGAGGAAGUCUGUGUUCGACGGAUACAAAGAUCCCAGCAAACAGUUUAGCAGGACUUACCACCAACACAGGCAUUUCACUGGACACCAUCGUCUCUACAAGCACAGUCUGACCAGACACGCGUGGGGGCAGUUAUACCAAGUCGGCCACCUCAGGAGCUACCACCAAGAUCCGUCCACAGUCGGGGGUCUGACGGCCGAGGACAUCGAGAAAGCCAGACAGAGCAAGGGGCCCGAGAUGAAGCCGCACAAACAGAUGCUGAGCGACAGAGCCAGGGAGAGGAAGGUGCCGGUGACCCGGCUCGGCCGACUGGCCAACUUUGGAGGUCUGGCUGUGGGUUUGGGUAUUGGAGCCCUGGCAGAAGUCGCUAAGAAGACCAUAAGACACAACGGUGAAGGUGCAGGUGAAAACAAAAAGGCCGUGUUGGACUCCAGCCCCUUCCUGUCCGAGGCCAACGCCGAGCGCAUCGUCCGGACCCUCUGCAAGGUCCGCGGGGCCGCGCUGAAACUGGGGCAGAUGCUGAGCAUUCAAGACGACGCCUUCAUUAACCCCCAGCUGGCCAAGAUCUUCGAGCGCGUGAGGCAAAGUGCCGACUUCAUGCCCAUCAAGCAAAUGACAAAAGCGCUGAACAGCGACCUGGGGCCCAACUGGAGGGACCAGCUGGAGUCGUUCGAGGAGCGGCCGUUCGCGGCGGCGUCCAUCGGCCAGGUUCACCUGGCGAGGAUGAAGGACGGCAGAGAGGUGGCCAUGAAGAUACAGUACCCCGGUGUGGCUCAGAGCAUCAACAGUGACGUCAAUAACCUGAUGACUGUGCUGAAUAUGAGCAAUGCCCUACCUGAAGGCCUGUUUCCUGAGCAUUUGAUUGACGUCAUGAGGAAGGAGCUGGCGCUGGAGUGCGACUACAUUAGAGAAGCCCAGUGUGCCAAGAAAUUCAGGGAGCUGUUGAAGGACCACCACUUCUUCUACGUGCCAGAGGUGAUAGAAGAGCUGAGCAGCAGACACGUCCUGACCACAGAGCUGGUCCCCGGGUUCCCCCUGGACAAGGCCGAGAGCCUCUCACAGGAGCUGAAGAACCAGAUCUGCCAGAACAUCUUGACGCUGUGCCUCAGGGAGCUGUUUGAGUUCCGGUACAUGCAGACGGACCCCAACUGGUCCAACUUCUUCUACGACCCCCAGACGCACCGCAUGGCGCUGUUGGACUUCGGAGCCACUCGAGGAUUUGAUCAGAGUUUCACAGACGUCUAUAUAGAGGUCAUCCGUUCGGCCGCCGAGGGAAACAGAGAGGGGGUUCUGAAGAAAUCCAUUGAGAUGAAAUUUCUAACUGGAUACGAGUCCAAGACCAUGGUGAACGCUCACGUGGACGCGGUGAUGAUCCUCGGCGAAGCCUUCGCCUCACAGGAGGCCUUCGACUUCGGCGCCCAGUCCACCACGGAGAGGAUCCACAACCUCAUCCCCGUGAUGCUCAAGCACCGGCUCACGCCGCCGCCCGAGGAGACGUACUCGCUGCACCGCAAGAUGGGCGGCUCCUUCCUCAUCUGCUCGCGGCUGCACGCCAGGAUCGCGUGCAAGGGGAUGUUCCAGGCGGCGUACCAGAAGUACUGGGAGGGCCGCACGCCUCCCCCCUCCUCCCCCUCCUCCUCCUCAGCCUAACCUUCAAGUGUCAGCGUGUGUGUGUGUGUGUGUGUGUGUGUCCUUGCGGUUACAUUGCAGUGGGGCCCAAAAUUCUUUUCUUUUUUUCUUUUUUUUUCAAAGUGGGGCCCUAUGGUCACUUGUGGGGCCCUUUGGCUGGGCCCCACAACUUUAAAGGCCUUUUUGAGAAUCAAGAUGUGAAUUUAGGGCUAAGGUUAGAAUUGAGAUUUGGUUCGAAUUAGAGCAAAGGUUAGAUGUCAGCCUUUAUUUGUGGUGGUUAGGAUAAGAGGCUAGGGAAGGCAUUAUGUGGUGGGGCCCCACUUUUAUAGCACCGCAAGGCUGUGUGUGUGUGUGUGUGUGUGUGUGUGUGUGUGUGUGUGUGUGUGUGUGUGUGUGUGUGUGUGUGUGUGUGUGUGUGUGUGUGUGUGUGUGUGUGUGUGUGGACAAGCGCUGGGGCCAACGGCGAGUGGAUGAUGAGUGAAGGGGCCACGUUAGCCACUCAGCUUACCUGGAGUCUGAAGUGCUUCAAGGCCAAACUCCUUCCUGUGGCUCUAAAGAAGGACAUCAAAAAUGUAAAAAAGAUUGGAUUUUUAUCUUCUCUGAUGUUUUCAAACGAGAUUUUAUUGCUGUGUUUGGUUAAUCUUUGGGAAAAUCACAAAACCAAACUUGCCAUCAGCCAUAAAGGUUAUAGUACUAUUAUUAAGCAUCGGUUAAGCUAGAGAUAGGGAUUUAGGUUUUUAUUAUAAACCUGUAGCGAGGAAAACUCUGAAUAGAAAUGUGUAGAAAGUGAUAACGAGGACCAACUUGUCUUGGUCACAAAUAUUUGUGUAAAUGUUUGAUCUGGACAGUUUGGACGACAAAGUCGCGUUUGAAGAUGGCGUUCGAUUCGUAACGAAGUUGCUGAUCCGACUUCAGCUGCUGUUUAUAGCUUGUAGCUCGUGCGGGGAUCCAUUUCUGUGGGUUCACCGCCGAUUCAGGGCCCGUGUGUUGUAACGAGCUUCGGGCUUUCGGGAUCUUCACUCACUGUGUCGGGAUGAAAGCAGAGCUCCCGCUGCAGACGUGUGUUCUUUUUGUGCUGUCAGGACUCAAACUCUAGACGACUACUCACUGCCGGAAGCAGCUUAGAUGAAGUUCUUGUACUACCAAAGCAUGGUUUAAUCGUUUUUUUUUUGUAGGAGACGGAUAAAAAAAAUGCGUCGAAUUGAAAUCCUACGGAACCGCGUUGCUCCUUGUGAGAAGACGCCGUCUGACAGGAAGACGGAGCGCGGCGCAUAUCGACGCUGGGCCUGUGCUCAGCCAUGAAUGUUAAUGAACUGCAGGGAUGGAGGAGGCUCAUAUCGCACAAGCCCGGCUCAGGGGCUCACCUUGCUUCCACAAGCCAGUAAUCUCUCCACGCCUCCGCGGGUGUGAAAUCCUCCGUCACCUGGCUGAUGUGUGACUGUGAACGUUCUCUCGUUUCCGCUGUGUGAACACAGUUCUGAUGGUCUCUGGUGUGAAGCUGAAAAUAUGAAAUGGGGAAAUAAAGUUAAAAAACAAACAAACAAGGUGCCUGUAGUUUCCAGUGGAAGGAAUUAUUUAGAAAUCUUGACUUUAUAUUUAAUAUUAUGACUCUAAAACCUUUUCUAAUCAAACUGCAUUGUUAAUUGAAAGUUGUGAUACAUAUAUUGUAUGAAAACAGUAAAUGUUUGAUCUGCUUUCGUCAAACAA
Molecule: messenger RNA, 3947 nt
Organism: Betta splendens (Siamese fighting fish)
Lineage: Eukaryota; Metazoa; Chordata; Actinopteri; Anabantiformes; Osphronemidae
Gene: coq8aa
Product: coenzyme Q8A, genome duplicate a
Exons: 17
Coding region: 264-2261 (665 amino acids)
Biological process (GO): ubiquinone biosynthetic process
Cellular component (GO): extrinsic component of mitochondrial inner membrane
Molecular function (GO): kinase activity
Source: RefSeq, a predicted model, not a curated record